Molecule: messenger RNA, 344 nt
Organism: Drosophila serrata
Lineage: Eukaryota; Metazoa; Arthropoda; Insecta; Diptera; Drosophilidae
Source: RefSeq, a predicted model, not a curated record
GUCACAUCUCGCAGUUUAUAGUAGGUAGUCAUGACGUUCAUUUCGCUGAUUUUUGUGGCACUCCUGGCUUUUAGUUCUUUGGGUCUACCUCAAGCAGAGGAAACCUGUGGAACUUAUAACUCCGAUAUAUGGAAGGAAGACGCAGAAUCAAGUGAAGGGAGUUGCUCUGCUACAAAGGUUUCCGAGAACAUUAAGGAGAAAAGUGAAGGAAAAACGGAAGCGACAGAGUCCUCUUUCUUUGACAUUAUACAGUCUGUAAUCAACUUUGUUUUGAUGAUCUUUAAGUGGUUUACGAAUAUGAACGAUAAAUAAAGAUGACAAGACAUAUCAGAGCCAAAAUCAAA